Molecule: messenger RNA, 1048 nt
Organism: Lucilia cuprina (Australian sheep blowfly)
Lineage: Eukaryota; Metazoa; Arthropoda; Insecta; Diptera; Calliphoridae
Gene: Vps20
Product: charged multivesicular body protein 6-A
Exons: 4
Coding region: 78-731 (217 amino acids)
Biological process (GO): late endosome to vacuole transport via multivesicular body sorting pathway; vesicle budding from membrane
Cellular component (GO): multivesicular body; ESCRT III complex
Source: RefSeq, a predicted model, not a curated record
AAGUAUGUAUGUAUGUAUAAAUAAAUUCAAAUAUUUGUUGUUAAAUAUAAUAAAUAAUAAUCCAACAAAUUAACAAUAUGGGAGGAUUAUUUACAAAAACUAAAAAACCCCAAAGUAGAGUAACAGAACAGGACAAAGCAGUUUUACAACUUAAACAGCAAAGAGAUCGAUUAAAACAAUACCAAAAACGUAUUGAGUUGUCUUUGGAAAAUGAUAGACAAUUAGCUAGAAAAUGUCUAUCGCAAGGAAGAAAAGAGCGGGCAAAAUUGCUUUUACGCAAGAAAAAAUUUCAGGAAAAUCUACUUUCAAAUACUGAUAAACAAUUAGAAAAUCUUGAAAAACUUGCCGCUGACAUUGAGUUUGCCCAGGUUGAGAUUCAAGUAUUAGAUGGUCUUAAGCAAGGCAAUGCAGCCCUGAAGAAAAUGCAUGACAUAUUAGAUAUUAAUGAAAUUGAGAAAAUAAUGGAUGAGACUCGAGAAGGAAUUGAGAAACAACAAGAAAUCGACUCAAUACUAUCGGAUGCAUUGACACAAGAAGAUGAAGAUGAUGUAUUAGCAGAAUUAGAUGCUUUAGUAGCUGAAAAAGACGAGACUACAGCUGAAAUAAAACUGCCAGAAGUCCCCACAGAUGCUCUACCUGAGAGUGCGAAUGAGGAUAUAACCGAAGGAGAAAACCUGACUAAGGAAGUUAAAACAAAAGAAAAACCUGCUAAAGUUUUAUUAGAAGCUUAAGUAAAUUACGCAAUUGAAUAACUUUUUUUUUUAACAAAUAGUGAUGAUUAAUCUUUGUUGUUUUCUAGAUUAAUCAUUAUUGUGUGGCAUAAUUUUAGAUUAAGUCCGUGUAUAUUUUAAAAUAAUUUGAUGUAUAUAUUUUAAUGUACUGCUUUGUAUAUUAUCAGUCUCUUCGUUUGUACCACUGAACAUCGUAUGUACGAUCGAACAUUUCUAACAUUUAUUUUUCAAGUACAAUAGUACCUGAACGAAUAGGCUGCUAAUUAGUAAAAAAAAGUUAAAAUGAAAUAUAAAAAUAAAGUUUUUUAUAAAAAGUU